Vitrella brassicaformis is the source of this 5592-nucleotide messenger RNA. Lineage: Eukaryota; Vitrellaceae. The record is from the annotation of a GenBank genome assembly.
AUCAAGUAUGUAUCAUUUAUCCGUGAAGUGAAUGUCAGCCAUGUCAUGUGUGCAUCACGCCAAACCAGCCACACCUCUCUCUGCCCCUCUAACCGACCAACACACCCACACGCCAAUACGCUAGCUUGUUCCUCACUCAUGUGUAUGUACAUCAACAGAUCGAUCAACCAAUGAGUACUUACAUGCGAUCGAUAAGCGGGUGGCUGCCUCUGCCAUCCAUCACAUCACUGGCCCCCCUCUCUGUCAUGGACCUCCUUCUUCACCAGGGGCGGGGUGGGCAGGUGAGGCAUCAUGGGAUCGUCGCUGUCUGCUUAUUGGGCUCCUGCUUGAUGCUGAUGCGGCUGUGUCUCGCCGGCUCCUGCUUGACGGCCGCCGGGGUGGUCUUCGGGGCGUCCUUCACAGCCGACCUGAGGCAACAACGGAGCUUGUUUUGCACUGCCUAGUGCAUGUGUGUGUGUGAGUGUGUGUGUACUUGAUGUCGAUCUUGGUCAUUCGUUUAAGGCGGUCGGUGUUGACCCACACCCUCGCGCCAUCCUCCAUCUCAACUCGGUACCACGGCUGCACACAUACCGACCGUACACGGGCGGACAGACAAUGCAGCACAGCACAGCACAGCCACACAGAUUUGCUUGCAAUGCGUGGAUCUCUCUCCCUUUGUCUGUCUGUCUGUCUCUCUCUCACCUGUCCCUCCCUAAUCUCGCAAGUGAUGAUCCGCUUGUACAACACACCGCCCUCCCCCGCACCAUCCAAACCACCGCCACCACACCCACCCUUCUCGCCCUUCUCCUCCUUCUCGCCCUUCUUGGCCUCAUCUUUGGGCUCUGUCUUGACGGCAACAGGAACGGCAGCAAGAGCAGCGGCAGCUGCGGCUGCUGCUGCCUUCCGUCUCUUGGUCACCGAGCUGCGCUGCUGCUGUGGCUGUUCCUGUGGAUGUGGCUGUGGCUGGGAGGGUGGCUGCUGCUGGGAGGGUGGCUGCUGCUGUUGCUGCUGCUGCUGGUUGGCUGGGUGGACGGUGUUGGGUCGGUAGCCGCUCAUGAAGGUGUGCAAGGGGAGCCGAGCUGCUGGGAGAUACUGGCCCUGGGGGCGGGGCGGGGCGAGAAACGAAAGAAGGUCCUUGUGUGUGUGUGUGUGUAUGGGGAGGCCGUUACCUGUUGGUAUGUGGCAUACAUGUGCAUGCAUACCUUUGGGGCGCCGCGAGUGGGCAGUUCCUCGUCAUUGUCAACAAAGCGAUGCGACAGCAGAAACCUGCUCAGCAGACAAUGAGUGUCAUCGAUCGGUCUGGUGCGUGUGUGUGUGGGGGUGAAUGAGCGGGCGGGGGGCCUGGUCUGGUUCUCACUCAUUGAUGGGGUCACAGUUGAGCGGCUCGUCUGUCUGCAUGGUGCUCUCAGCGAACCGCCGCAGCGCCUCACGGUCACCCACGGCAUCUUGCGGAGGCGCCACACCACAGCCGCCCUCAAUGCAACGCGGAAACUGCACACACCACACACACACACACACACGUGCAGCCAUCUGGUUGUCUGUUUCUCUCACCCAGAUGCGGACGAAGAAGUUGUUGGUAGUGAGUACGUCCUCGACAGUGACGUCCAGGGCCAUCUCGCCCACAGCGUAGGUGAAGACGGCGCCCUUCUUGGCCACACGCGCCAGCCUGUGUGUGGGGCUCUUGGGGUGGUCGGCCGUGGACGGCGUGAGGGUGGUCUUCUUGUCGGGCAGAGUGAUGCUCACGUUGGCCGCGGCCUCGGGGCGCUGACAUUUAUUCGUUGGUUCGUUGAUGGAUGACAUCACACAGAGAGACAAGGGAUGACAGAGAGGCAUGUUUGAUCCAGAAGCGGAGCAGAGGGUGGUUUGGGGUGUCAGGCUUACUUGGUAUUGGAGGCAGUGGAAUAUGAUGCGAUGGAGGUUGAACAGCGUCACCGAUGAACUCACUGACCGAACGACCCCACAACACACCCAGACAUCGAUUCAAUGCCCGUGUUGUGUUGUGUUGUGUUGUGUUGUGUCUCCCUCCCACCCUCCCAUGGGUCGAUCGACUCACUGGCAGCGAUGCGUGUGAAAACGUCCCUGCCUUCGUGCCUCCAGACAACCCGCAGCUGCACCAGCUCCACCCUCUCUCUCCCCCUACCCUUAUCCUUAUCCUUCUCGCCCUUAUCAUCCACACCCACAUCUCCGUCACGCUCCCGCUCUCGCUUGACGCCCCUCUUCUCUCUCUGCUCGUUUCUCUCCACUGGUGGUCCGAUGCGGUCGCUCGGCUCUGUCUUGACGGUGCCUGGGCAGGGGCGAGGGGAGGGGCGGGGAGGGGGUGGCGGUUGGGGUGCGUGGGUCUGUGGCUUGAGUCGCGAUAUGAGGCGCGUCAGGGGGAGGGUGAAGAUCUGCAGCGCUGCCGACUCGUUCUGCGAUGCCGGCACAUUCUGAUUAGGCGGGGCCAUGGGAGGAGAGCGAAACAGACAGGCAGACAUCUCUGGAUGGAUGGAUGCGUUCGUCAUUUGGUCUCUCUUGUUUGUUGUUUGCUGACUGACUGACCGGCACUGCUGGGAAGGGCCUGGAGCCUUUCUUUUUGUUCAUGCUGAGAUUGGCCGAGAAGCAGCCUUUGAUGAGCGAACGGUUGACGGCGUCGAUGUUGAAGGGCGAGUGGGGUGAUGACUCGGUGGGUGCGGGUGGGUGUGGGGGUGUGGGUGUGGGUGGGGUCCAUGCAGCGAGCCUGUCGGCGUCCUCACACACGGAGGCGGGGGGGGCCUUGCCAGUGCUACCCUCAGAAAUGCAACGCGGAAACUAAACAAAAAUAAUUAACCACAACACCACCCACGCCCAUAUUCGCACACUUGGCGUGGAUAUGGCUUGUAGGUGUGUGGUCUGUGUGGUGUGUGUGUGUGGUGUUCUGACCCAGACGGUGGACACUUUGAUGCCCAUCUUGACUUGCUCCACAGUCACGUCAAAGGCCAGUGCGCCGUGCUCGUAGCUCCCCACCUUGCCCUGCCACCCACCGCCUUUGCCAUCGUCAUCGCCAUCUGCCUCUCCGUCUUCAUCCUCGAUGAAGCUGCUCACACGCGGGUUGCCGGAAUAGCCGGCCUGGUUGCAGUAGACGGCGUCGGUGUGGCGGUACACAGUGCCGUCGGGCAGCUGCAUACACAGAGGGAGGGAGGGAGGGAGGGAGGGAUGGAGGGAGAGGGGUGGGUGGGUGUCUUCCCUCUCUCUCUCUCUGUGUGUGUCUUCCUUCCUUGUUCACACAUACACACAUCCAUCCAUCCAUACCGUCCAGUUGUGUGGCAUCAUGUUGCUGUGGGGACGCUCUUUGUGCUCCAGGCACAGCGUCAUGACUCUAUGCAUAUCUGAGACAAAGAGAACAAAGAUAGAUGGGCAGAGAGUUAACAUACUGCCUAGACUACACGACUGCGGUGUGCGGUAUUGUUCAUCGUCCGUCCGUCCUUACUGUACAAGGUGUAUUUCGACGUCACCCCCACAACCCUGUGUGACACACAGUGGAUGGAAGAGGAACAUUACAAUGAUUGCACAUGUCUGGUGAGUAAAGGCAAUGCCCAACAUCAGGUGCGGUGUGCGCAUCAGACAACCCACCGGACGAUCUUCUCCUCUCCCGGUGCAUUCCGGCUCUCGAACCGCAGCUGCACAGCGUUGAGCAGCACCAGCCGCUGAUGCUGCCUGCCACGACCACCACCACCACCACCAGCAGCAGCCCCCUUGCCGAUCCCCUUAUUGCUCUUAUUCUCCUCCCUCUUCACACGCUGCUUGGCCUGCGCCUUUUUCUUCGGCUGCUGCUGCUGCCGCUGCACCUCUCGCUUCUGCCGACGCAUUGGCAGUGGGGGGGAUGGCGGGAUGGGUGCUGGUGGUGGCUCGUGCACGGCCGUGUCGAUGUGCUUGAGCUGCUCGGUGAGUGGUUCGCGCAGGGGCGAUGUGAAGAAUGAGGGGAGAGGUGUGGAGGCCAGGCUGAGGACCUGCGGCCACAGGUGGGAGGGCAGGGAGGCCUGACGGGCAGCACAGCACACAGACGGGGGGGGGGCGGAUGGAUGGAUGUCCGAUGGAGGGCCACUGCACUGGGAGAUGUGUCUGUCUGUGUGUGUGUGUGUGUGUUUACUGGUAUGCCGUGCGAUAUGCCGAUCUUCCACCGAAACGCACUGCUCAGCAACACUCUGCAUUUAAAGGGAAGGAAAGAAAGAACAACUCAAUCGUGCGAAAAUCGUCCUUCCAUGCGCGACAGACAUGUGGGUCCCGAUCUCACUCACCUGUUGACGGCAUCGAUAUCGAUUCUGGUGGCGGCGCGGUGUCGUGUGAUGUCGUCUAUGCUGCCGCACGCACUCUGGGGCGGUGCCACGCCCUUGGAACCCAUACACAGACGAGGCGCCUGCAGACAGAACAAAGAGGCGAGCGAUGCCAUACACACGCAUGUGUAAUCAUUGCCCCUCUCCCUCUCUCUCUCUCUCUCUAUCACACACACACACACACCCAAAUGGAGUCUUCUUGGCGCUUGUGCGUCGCCACUGAGAUGAUGCGCAUCUCGCACUCCACUGCACGCCACCACACACACCACACCACACCACACCCGUCUGUUGGUGUGUCCUCUGUGCGCUGUGCGUGAGUCCUUCCUUACACAUGUUGGUGUAGUAUUUGAUGCGCAGGAUGGAGGGAUCUAUGGUGUCACCACACAGGCUGAGCAGCGUCAGCCGGCUGUCCUGGUCGGUCGUCAUCGACACGUCACUCAUCACCUGCACACAGCACAACACAGCACAACACAAUACAAUACACACACAUCUUAGAUGUGCUUGUGAAGACAAGGUGACAAUAUAUAUUUUAUUUCGUACGUCUGGUGGUCCGCUGCCAUAUGGUCCUGAUGGGAUUUCUGGUGAGUCGUCAUUCUUGACUGCAAACAGGUGGAUGGCACGGUCAGACUCCUCCUGCACACACCCACACACCGACACACCGAAACAGACAGACAGACAGACGGAUGGAUGAAUGGAUGGAUGGAUGGAUGCCUAAACGCCUCACUGACUGACGCCCUCACUCACUGACCUUAUAGCCGAGGACACACAGAAUGCACCUGAGCACAGGCACACAAAGAUGCCAUCCAUGCCAUCCAUCCAUAUGCCAUCGUCAGUCACAUCCCCCGCCCCCCCUCUUCAGCUCAGCUUGCUUACCGAUGGAAGUCGAAGAGAGUGAUGGCUGCCGGGACGACGACGCGCCGCACCACCUCGCCCUCCACACACAUGUCACUGCUCAGCCUCAACUCCAACACAUCAUCCUCACGCAGAUGCACACUCGUCCCCCCAACACCACCACCACCAUCACCACCAGAAGCGCGGUUGCAACCCUCCUCCACCAUAUGGUCAUGAUUCUCACGGUAGCGACUGCCGGUGGAUGCGCUCCGGCCGCUGUUGAAUGCGUUGAAGGGGGUGGGGAUGACGUCUGUGGGGAGGUUGGCCUGUUCGAAGAGCUUCUGAAGCUCCCCUCUGGCUAUCCUCCGCUCCAGAUCUGCGAGGGUGAAGCCGGGGAUCCUGCUGUCCGCAAACAGGUCAUCGAGGUGCACAUCGCUGGCGGGCGCGGCGGCCGUCGUGGCGAUUUCGCCUCUGUGAGCCAUGGAGUGGGUGC